GGAGCUAAAGCCCCUCCGCGGAAACCCCGCAGCAGCAACAGCCGGUGACAAGAUGGCGGGAGCCGACGGCGACGAUUCUCUCUACCCCAUUGCGGUGCUUAUUGACGAAUUAAGGAAUGAAGACGUUCAGUUGCGGCUGAACAGCAUCAAGAAACUCUCCACUAUUGCUCUGGCAUUAGGAGUGGAAAGAACACGCACUGAGCUUCUCCCUUUCUUGACAGAUACCAUCUACGAUGAAGAUGAAGUGCUUCUCGCCCUUGCUGAACAGCUGGGUAACUUCACCAUGCUGGUUGGCGGCCCCGAGUAUGUCCAUUGCCUCCUUCCACCCUUGGAGAGCCUGGCCACAGUGGAGGAGACAGUGGUGCGAGACAAAGCAGUGGAAUCCCUACGCAAGAUCUCCCAUGAGCACUCACCUGUAGACCUGGAGGUGCAUUUUGAGCCACUGGUAAAGCGUCUGGCCAGUGGCGACUGGUUCACCUCCCGCACCUCAGCCUGUGGACUGUUUAGCGUCUGUUAUCCACGGGUCUCCAGCACUGUCAAAGCUGAGAUUCGCCAGCAUUUCCGUAACCUGUGCUCUGAUGAUACUCCUAUGGUACGUCGUGCUGCUGCUUCCAAGCUGGGAGAGUUUGCGAAAGUCCUGGAGUUGGAAUACGUCAAAAGUGACAUUAUCUCUCUCUUUACUGCGCUGGCCUCUGAUGAGCAGGACUCUGUACGUCUUUUGGCUGUGGAGGCAUGUGUGAGCAUCGCUACACUGCUGCCUCAGGAGGACCUGGAGACUCUGGUCAUGCCAACUCUCCGCCAGGCAGCUGAGGAUAAAUCCUGGAGGGUGCGCUACAUGGUGGCUGACAAGUUCUCUGAGUUACAAAAGGCAGUUGGUCCAGAAAUCACGAAGAAUGACCUUGUUCCAGCCUUCCAGAAUCUUCUCAAAGACUGCGAGGCUGAGGUUCGGGCAGCAGCUGCUAAUAAAGUCAAAGAAUUCUGUGAGAAUUUACCGGAAGAUAGCCGAGAGACAAUCAUCAUGACUCACAUUCUGCCCUGCGUCAAGGAAUUGGUUUCCGACACGAAUCAGCAUGUCAAAUCAGCACUGGCCUCUGUGAUCAUGGGUCUGUCGACCAUUCUGGGCAAGGACAACACCAUCGAGCACCUGCUGCCUCUCUUCUUGGCCCAGCUCAAGGAUGAGUGUCCAGAGGUGCGCCUGAACAUUAUUUCUAACUUGGACUGUGUGAACGAAGUCAUUGGAAUCCGCCAACUGUCCCAGUCUCUGCUCCCAGCUAUUGUGGAGCUGGCAGAAGAUGCAAAGUGGAGAGUGCGGCUGGCCAUCAUAGAGUACAUGCCACUGCUUGCAGGCCAACUGGGAGUGGAGUUCUUUGAUGAGAAGCUAAAUUCCCUGUGCAUGGCCUGGCUUGUUGAUCACGUGUACGCCAUCAGAGAGGCAGCCACGUGUAACCUGACGAAGCUGGUAGAGAAGUUUGGAGCAGAAUGGGCUCAGAACACCAUUGUUCCCAAAGUGCUGGGCAUGGCCAACGACCCAAACUACCUGCAUCGGAUGACCACUCUGUUUUGCAUCAAUGCUCUGUCAGAAGCAUGCGGUCAGGAGAUCACCACUAAACACAUGCUUCCUGUCGUCCUGAAGAUGUCCAAUGACCAAGUGGCCAAUGUGCGCUUCAACGUGGCCAAGUCUCUGCAAAAGAUUGGCCCUGUUCUAGACAGCAACUGUCUGCAGGCUGAGGUGAAACCAGUACUGGAGAAGCUAGCUGCAGAUCAAGAUAUAGACGUCAAAUACUUUGCCCAGGAGGCCGUAAGUGUUCUUGCCUUGGCCUAGUGGAGCUGCUGAUGAACUCCUUCCCCAUGUCAGGCUGACCUGCACAUACUGAUCAUCAUCCAGGAUCAUUCAUUGGACUGUUAUUAGAGAGGAAACGAGUUCAGCUUGUUUGUCUCGUUUAUAAGUGUCAGAGAGCAGCGUCUCUGCUGUUGCAGUAUUUGGUUUGAGUCUGUCAGUUUAUCUGUUUCUUCUUCUUCUUCUUGCUUUCUUUUGUUCUUUCUAUCUCUUACUCUACUCUUUCUCUCUCAGCCUUGAAUGAUCCUAAGCACUUCUCCCAGUCUCACCCUUCAUUCUAACUACAGUUCAUUAGGCUGACACACAAACACACAUCUUUCCCUGCCCCCCUCUUCACAUACAUACAGUAGUAUGUUUAUCACAUUGUAUUCACUCACACCUCUUGCUACCCCUGGCUCAGGCCCCUCAGUGGGCAGCACUUUUAAGUGUAGUCUUAGUAUUUAAUGAACUGCUGAGAUAAAUACUUGCAAGAAUACAAACUCUAUAUCUAUUAGGGGGUGGUGAUGUUGAAUAAGAUGAUAAGGAGGAAGAGGAGGAGGAUGAUUGUGAUCUCAAGGCCCCUGUUAACUGCUAACUGUAUCCGCUCUAGUUUCUGUGUGCUAAGAACAGAAGCAUAUGAGCAGUUAAUACUGAUUCAGAGCUUGCAUGGCUUGCUUCGAGUCCUGCGCUCCCUGCCCAACCCUCUGCAUGCAUGUGGAUGUCUGGACUGAUCACAGCUCAAAACUGACAAAAGAACUGCCGCUGUUAGCACUUAGCAUCAAGCCUGUGCAUUCCAUCCGUUGUCUUAUAUGGCUGUGAAUAUAUGUUCAAGCCCAGGUUCAAGACGUUGGCUGCAGUAUUUCCACAUUGUGCUGUUUUGCUGUUUCUAACCCAGCUAGCUCUCUGUUAGUACUCCAAAUUGAAUGGUUAUGAUCGAAAAGGGACCAUAAUGAACGAUGCCUUGUCCUAUUAAGAGUCAUAAUCCUGAGGAAGCUUUUGCGGCUCCUUUUUUUUGUGCUUUUCACUGCAUGGUACCUACAUUACUCAACUCUGUACCAGGUGAUGUUCCCAAAACACUGUCUCUACUAUUGUCUUUAAAGUAAAGACACAGAAACAGUUCAGAGUGCUCCUGAAGAGAUUGUGUUCCAGAUUUUUGGAGAUUGUGGCUUUUUGCGUCACAAAAAAGGUUGCUCUGCAAAGUUCACGGGUCACGUUUUAGUCUAGACUUGUUUGGAACCAUGAGCGAACAGGUAGUGUAUGUACCCAGUACCCAUGUACUGAGUUUGCCUGAAAGCAAAGCAAAAGAGCUGCAUAGAGUUGAGUCGGUUAGUGUCGGUACCAUGCAGUGUGAAUGCACCAUUUCUCUGCCAAUUCUUGGCCAUCCUGUAAUCAGCCAUGCUGCACAUUAAUGGAUAUUUUAUUUUCCCUUUUAAUUAUUCUAUCUUGUGUUCAUAUUUGUUUGUUUUAUGUUGAACCAGAUCAUCUGUAACUGCUCUUAAACUUCUGCAUGUUCAAAUGUGAACUCCACUGCUGUAGGCAAAGCCUCAUUAGCAAGAGAACAGACAGUUAUGGGUCAGUUAAUUCACUUCCAGGCAGCACGUUUUCCCCGUUAUUAACAUGUUAGCUUUGCCGGUGAUGCCUACUUCAACUUCUUUCCCCACAGCUUUAAAAAACCAGAACCCAGUCUUGUUUUUGUUGUCUUGAUCGUUGUCAGAAUGUGCUUUUUGGUUUUAUAUGAACGUGAACCCACACUGCCCUCUGAACGGAGGGUAGAGUCAAUAAAGAACCUGUUAGAAACACA
This is a messenger RNA of Astyanax mexicanus (Mexican tetra), 3617 nucleotides long. RefSeq names its product protein phosphatase 2, regulatory subunit A, beta a (gene ppp2r1ba). Lineage: Eukaryota; Metazoa; Chordata; Actinopteri; Characiformes; Acestrorhamphidae. The coding region runs from base 53 to 1822 and encodes 589 amino acids. Gene Ontology annotation, cellular component: cytoplasm; protein phosphatase type 2A complex. Gene Ontology annotation, molecular function: protein binding; protein phosphatase regulator activity. Gene Ontology annotation, biological process: protein dephosphorylation. The record is from RefSeq and is a predicted model, not a curated record. The transcript is spliced from 15 exons.